Prorocentrum cordatum is the source of this 1449-nucleotide messenger RNA. The record is from the annotation of a GenBank genome assembly. NCBI's taxonomy places the organism in Eukaryota, Dinophyceae, Prorocentrales, Prorocentraceae.
CGCGCCCCAGGGCGGCCGCACCGCCACCGUGGAGCUGCUGGUCGACAGGGGGGCCCGCACGGGCGGGCUGGACUUUGAUAGCCUCACGCUCUGCCAGGUGGCCGCCUUCCAAGGCAAGCCGGAGCUGGCGAACUGGCUGGUGAGCAAGGGCUCCUACAAGAACCUCCACAACAUGGCCGAGGAGCGCCCCUGCCCGAACCUCGAGGCCCGCUCCCGCUACGAGAGGCCGCUGUGGGCGCCGCCGGAGGCGAGAAGGAAGCCCCCGAGGAGGCUGGACGCCUCGGACGAGGCGGCCGUCGUGCCCGAGGCCCUGAGGCGCGAUACCAGCCCCUCGCGGCAGGCGGAGGCGCGGGCGGCUCGCCCUUCAGCGGCGGGCGACGCGCCCCCCCCGCGGGCCCCGCGGGCCGCCGCCGCGCGGCCGAGCGCCACCUCCGAGCUGUCCAGGUCGUCCACGGUCUCCGAGCUGCCCGGCCGGGCGAGCGUGCUCGCGCCGAGAGCGUCCACGGUGGACGCGCUCGCGCCGAGGGCAUCUGCGGCGGACGGCGAGGACGCGGCGGGCAGCUCCCGGGCCGCCCCGAGCCGCGAGUCCUCGCGGGCCUCGCUGGCGGCCCCGCCCGCCGCCGCCGGCGCGGCGGACGGGUGCUCCACCUGGCCGUUGGCGCCCGGGCGGCCGUCCCUUGGCCGCCCGGCCUCGCAGCCGCAGCUCGGCCGCGCGCGGGCGUCGCAGGUCUCUCGGCCCUCCGGCGUGGAGUCGCGCAGCGACGACCCCAGCGGCAGGGGCAGCAUCUCGACGCUGCGGGAGGUGUCCAUGGAGCUGGCGGACGGCCCCGCGGCGAGGGGCGCCGCCGCGGACCGACCGCGGAGCCGCGGGGCGCCCCUUCGGGGCUGAAGCUCUGAGAGGGCCGGGGCGCCUCGGGGCCUUCGCCGCGGCACGCGUCGGGGUGCACUCAGGCAGCCCGCCCACGGGUUGGACACCUCCUUCAGACCCGCCCAUGGGUGGGACAUCGCCUUCAGACACGCCCAUGGGUUGGACAUCUCUUCUCGGUCCAGCGCCGAGCCAAGGAGUCGUGCUCAUGCCGUUCUGCUGCUCCUGGGCCUCCGCCAGCAGGCCCUGCCCUGUCUCACCCCGUGCUGUGCCGUGGCCGCCCCUGGUCGAGCCCGCCCCCGCUCUGCAUGCACCCCAGCACAGCGCGCGCCGCCGCCACACAGCGCGGUCUCCCGCAGCCGAUCGGCGCGCCCUGGUUUCACCCCGCUGUCAUGCACGACUGUGCCCUCUCCCCCAGGCCUCCUGACAGGGAGCCCCCCUCUCUGGGGCCCCGCCCCGAGAAUUCAUCCCCCCGCCCCGCCCCCCGCGGCGGAGGCGCGCCACAGCGCGCGCCCCCUGCGGCCGGGGGGGCGGGCACGCGCCACCUGGCCCGCCACGGAGGAGGAGGAGGAGGAGGAGGAGGA